AUGUUCAUAUCUAUCUAUCUAUCUGUCUAUUCUUUCUUUCUUUUUUUUCUUUCUUUCUUCCUUCUUCUUCUUCUUCUUCUUCUUCUAAACUUACUUUAUAUAUUCUGUUUGACACUGUUAAUAGGGCACAGGACAUUUAUUUUUCAUUUUCUUAUUUUUUCAAAAUUUUCCUCUCUUUUCCUCUUUUUUUUUAUCACCAACCUAACACCCACUACUAUCCCCCCUCUUCAAACUGUUUUACUUGCUUUUUAUUCUCUUUCCUACACUUGUAAUCGCUCAUAUAUUCUACCGUCUACCAAUGCUACAAUAACAACAAAAACAAAUACGUCUAUUCCACCUCGCCUAUUUUUCUUCAUCUCUUCCUUUCUUUUAUUUACUUCCCAGCCAAUCAGUCCCCACCAAACCAGCAGCUUGGAAUUGCCUUCUUUCACCAACCAAGUCUUUCUUUCUCAUUCUCUCUCUCUCUCUCUAUCUAUCUAUCUAUCUAUCUAUCUCUCUCUCUCUAUCUAUCUAUCUAUCUAUCUAUCUAUCUAUCUCUCUCUCUCUCUCUAUCUAUCUAUCUAUCUAUAUAUAUAUAUAUAUAUAUAUAUAUAUAUAUAUAUAUAUAUAUAUAUAUUAUUUCAAUUAUAA
Molecule: messenger RNA, 630 nt
Organism: Acanthosepion pharaonis
Lineage: Eukaryota; Metazoa; Mollusca; Cephalopoda; Sepiida; Sepiidae
Source: the annotation of a GenBank genome assembly